Saimiri boliviensis boliviensis (Bolivian squirrel monkey) is the source of this 1361-nucleotide messenger RNA. RefSeq names its product peptidase inhibitor 3 (gene PI3). Gene Ontology annotation, cellular component: extracellular region. Gene Ontology annotation, biological process: antibacterial humoral response; innate immune response; copulation. The record is from RefSeq and is a predicted model, not a curated record. NCBI's taxonomy places the organism in Eukaryota, Metazoa, Chordata, Mammalia, Primates, Cebidae. Gene Ontology annotation, molecular function: serine-type endopeptidase inhibitor activity.
GGGUCAGGCUAUCAUGAUUAGCAGUUUCCAUUAGAUUCACAAGUAGAUGGUAAAGAGAGAGAAUUCUUCACAAGCAACAGGGUGCUGUUCAAAUAAGUAGGGCGGGCGUGCUGGACACAAAAACUGUCAAUGUCCAGUGUAUACAUGAUUUAUGUUUUCUACUCUUCACUUUUCUGAUUAUUUUCUCCUUACCACUGUGAUUUCCAGGGCAUCAUCCCUCUCCAGACCUAGAAUUCCACUUUCCAAUUACUUUCUUGAUGCAUCUCAAAGACUGUCUGUGAAAUGGCAAAGUGCAAUAAUUUAUCACUAUUUAUUCAAGGCAAACUUGUCUUACAGAGUUUUUGUAGGAAGAAAGAAGGAAAAGCCCAGUUUGAUGCUGGGAGUGGUAAAAUGAUAAAGUAGGUUUGGGUGGGGUUUAUGAGAGCAUAAUGAGGAAACACCUUGGUUUUGUAAUGAAGACUGGAUCUACCAGUGACUAGCUGAAUAACCUUCUGUAAUUCCUUUCUCUUCUUGGGCCUCAUAGUAUUUCAAAACAUGAAUAAUUUGGUUGUAAUGUUACCUGACAAGUGAGCCAGCACUUCUACUCUGUGAGAAAGUAGGAAACCUCUUGGGAUGAUCAGAGGUGAUAUGAAGUAAUGUCUAUUAGGUCUCCCUGUGAAUAAUCCCUGCGGAAAGCCCCCAAGUCCCUCCCAGAAUAGGGUGGAUAUUUCCCAAAGCAGCUAAGGAAAUGUCCCUUGUAAAUACCACAGACCCGCCCCUGGAGCCAGGCCAAGCUGGACUGCAUAAAGAUUGGUAUGGCCUUAGCUCUUAGCCAAACACCUUCCUGACACCAUGAGGGCCAGCAGCUUCUUGAUCGCCGUGGUGCUCCUCAUCGCUGGGAUGUUGGUUGUAGAGGCAGCUGUCAUGGGAGUUCCUGUUAAAGGUCAAGACACUGUCAAAGGUCAUGUUCUGGCCAAUGGACAAGAUCCUGUUAAAGGACAAGUUUCAGUUAAAGGUCAAGAUAGAGUCAAAGGGCAAGGGCCAGUCAAAGUUCAAGCCUCCACUAAGUCUGGCUCCUGCCCCAAGAUCUUGAUCCAGUGUGCCAUGUUGAAUCCCCCUAACCGCUGCUUGAAAGAUACUGACUGCCCAGGAAUCAAGAAGUGCUGCGAAGGCUCUUGCGGGAUGGCCUGUUUGGAUCCCCAGUGAGAUGGAGCCUGUCCUUGCUGCACCUGUGCCAUCCCCAGAGCUGCAGUGCCCAUCUGGUCCUAGGUCCCUGCCACCCUAUUCCUUCCCACACUGCCCAUUCUUCCUCCCACUCAGGAUGCCCAAGCCUGGAGCUGCCUCUCUCAUCCACUUUCCAAUAAAGAGUCCUUUCUGCUCCA